UGCGCACACACACACACACACACUCACACACACUCACACACACACACUCACACACAAGAUGGUUCGAUCUCUACAUGUGAGUUAUUGAUAGUAGCACACAAGAAUCAACCGAUCUAUAAUGAGUGAACAGAGCCUCUGUCAGGCGCGAGCCACAGUAAUGAUGUAUGAUGAUGCCAGUAAACGCUGGAUGCCCGCUGGUUCUGGUGCUCAGGCCGUCAGUCGGGUCCACAUCUUCCAGAACGCCAGUAGCAACACAUUCAGAGUGGUGGGACGCAAACAACAAGCCGACCAGCAGGUUGUGAUUAACUGUCCUCUCGUGAGAGGGAUCAAAUAUAACCAAGCGACGGCCACGUUCCACCAGUGGCGUGAUGCGAGACAGGUGUGGGGGUUGAACUUUGGCAGUAAAGAGGAGGCAGCUCAGUUUGCAUCCAUUAUGACGCAUGCGCUCGACAUGCUGAGCGGUCAAGACGCAGGUGUGUGUCUUCCUCCACGGCCGCCACAGAACGGGCCGAGCGCUGAAGAGUUAGAACAGAAGAGGAGACAGGAGCAGCAGGAGAGAGAGCGACAGGAGCGUGAGCGGAUGGAGAGAGAGAGACAGGCUGCUGCUCCUCCAGCUCCUGCUCCCGUUCCUCCUCCCGCUCCGGCCAGUGCAGCUCCUCCACCUCCUCCUGGACCCCCUCCACCUCCUGCACCUCCUCCUCCUCCACCACCUCCAUCAGGAGGCCCACCGGCCCCGCCACCGCCGCCUGCUGCAGGAGGAGGAGGAGGAGGAGGAGGAGGAGGAGGAGGAGGAGGAGGAGAUGGAGGUCUGGCUGCAGCAAUCUCUGGAGCUAAACUGCGCAAAGUGGCCAAGGAGGACAGUGGAGCGGCUCCAGCAGCGAGUGCGAACAGUGGCGGAGGAGGUGCGGCUAGCGGAGGCGGGGGAGGAGGAGGCGGGGGAGGAGGGGGAGGACUGAUGGGAGAAAUGAGCGCUAUUCUUGCUCGACGAAGGAAAGUUUCUGACAUUCCGGCAGUGAAAAAAGAAGAAUGCAGUAAUGGUGAUUCAGGAAACACAGAAUCCAGACCAGCAGAGAAAGCAGAAGCCAUCAAGAAACCCUGGGAGAAGGCUUCAUCUGUGUCGAGGGUGAACUCGGGGUCAAAGGGUCAAGACAAGAGUCCUGCAUCUCCUGCAUCUGCCGCUCCAUUAAGCAGGAUGAGGCCUGGCAGCGGUACAGGUGACGCCGGAUCAGAUAUGGAGAAAUUGAAACAGGAAAUCCUGGAGGAGGUUCGUAAAGAGCUGCAGAAAGUGAAAGAUGAAAUUAUUGGAGCUCUGGUCGAGGAACUGCAGAAGAGCAGUGUGGUGUAGCUGCGUCACGCCAUCUCCGACUCUGCAGAAGGAUGGAGAGAACAUUCAUUCUCAUGUCACAUGUUUCAAGAGCAGCUUUUACAUGCCCUCUACAUGUCUUACCCUCUUUUUACCCUCACUUUACCCCUCCAGUGUUUCAGCUUUUGUUGACAUGUCUAAGUGAAUAUAUGCUAAUGAUCCCUGAUAAUAGCUUCUAACUUCUCCAAAGCAAUACAUUGUAUCUCUGUUUACAUGUAAGUAGUUGUUUGUUUGCACAUGCAAUAACCAGAAUAUGUCUGAGAAAUUGGCUAUAUGAUUGCAAAGUAUUUAUCACACGCUCUUAUCGUUGUACACCAUGUAAGAUAAGAUGUUUUACUUAUUGUAAAUGCUGAACUGAAUGCGAGUUCUGUCUCAGGGAUUGUCAUAUGUUCUGAAGAAUAAAGUGUAUGUUGUGCAAUGAUUGCAGCUCGAGCCAUUGCAGUGUGUGUUUGUGCUCUGUGAAGAAUGUGAUAUGUGUCAAACUAUCUGUGUGUUAUGUUGUAUGUCAGUAACAGAAAGUACAGUGGUGUUCUUUACAGCAUAAAUGCAUUGUACAUUAAUAUGUUCGUCAUUCAGUGCUGUGGUAAAAAUAAAACAAAUAUGGUAUUACCGCAAUACUUUUUGUUUCUUUAG
Molecule: messenger RNA, 1996 nt
Organism: Xyrauchen texanus (razorback sucker)
Lineage: Eukaryota; Metazoa; Chordata; Actinopteri; Cypriniformes; Catostomidae
Product: vasodilator-stimulated phosphoprotein-like
Exons: 13
Coding region: 119-1345 (408 amino acids)
Biological process (GO): actin cytoskeleton organization; positive regulation of actin filament polymerization; axon guidance
Molecular function (GO): SH3 domain binding; profilin binding
Source: RefSeq, a predicted model, not a curated record